Messenger RNA from Fusarium proliferatum ET1, 1767 nucleotides. RefSeq lists its product as uncharacterized. NCBI's taxonomy places the organism in Eukaryota, Fungi, Ascomycota, Sordariomycetes, Hypocreales, Nectriaceae. The transcript has a single exon. Gene Ontology annotation, biological process: regulation of DNA-templated transcription. Gene Ontology annotation, molecular function: DNA-binding transcription factor activity, RNA polymerase II-specific; zinc ion binding. The record is from RefSeq and is a predicted model, not a curated record. Bases 1 to 1767 code for a protein of 588 amino acids.
AUGGCGACCAAUCAUUCUCCUCCCCUCGUUUCUGCAGGGCCCUUGCUCGUCCCCGUCCAACUGAUCCCACGACGGAACGCCAGAUCCAAGCAGCGCUUUUAUCGCCUCAGCAAGCCCAAGGUCCGCAGUGGUUGCCUGACAUGCAAGACUCGACGUGUCAAGUGUGACGAGGGCAAGCCAGCGUGUGCGCGGUGUGUUCGCGGAGAUUUUGUAUGCGAUGGCUAUGAGACACAGCCUACAAAGCAUGAGGUUGUUCUCGUGCCACCACCAGCUCAGCUCGUGCCGGUAAAGUUCUUGCCGCUUGCUCCGUCUCCGCUGCCUGGCCUCGAUGGACGUAGUGUACCGUACCUCGAUGCCUUUCGGUAUCACGUGGCGCCGGAGCUCUCGGGGAGCUUUUACAUGGAUUUCUGUGAGGGCACAAUUCUUACUGGUGUGCACCAGGAUGACUCGAUUCGUCAGCUGGUGCUAGCACUUGGCGCCUUAACCCUUGCCAUCGCCGAUGAAGCGCGCGACACGAAGCAGUCUAUCGCCCAAUCGAAGCCUUCGCCGCUGAAGGUUUGGGGCCCAAACAGUGUCAAGAACCGAAAUCAUGCUGCUUCUCUGAAGCAUUACCUCAAGGGCGUUCAGGGUCUCCGUGAGCGAUUAAAGCUCGACCCAGCGCACGUCUCUGUACGGACUAUGACGGUUAUGACGAUUCUGAUGGCUUUGUUUGAGAUAUUACAGGGGAACCAUCGGUCGGUGGACAGUAUACUGAAAAGUGUUACUGCCCUGUUGAACGAACAUCUUGCACAACAGAGGAGCACAGAAGGCAGUAAGGAUGAGAUCACGUCGGUCCAGCAUACCUUCCUCUGCUUUUCUAUGAUGUGUCAAUACUCCCGUCAAAUCAUAUCGGCCAUACCGAUCUAUAUGCAGAUAAACACAGUCUCUGCCACGGAACCGCCAGUAUAUGGGCUAGACUUGCCAAAGUCCCUUCUUGGCCGAUGGAGGUUGUUCAACAGUGCUAUGAUGGCGUACAUAGGGCAGGCCCAUAAUGUAGUGACACUGAAAGACACGGAAGUCAUCAAGCAAUUCCAUCAACGCGGUCGAAUUCUAUACAAGCAAGCGCUGUCAUGGGUUGAAGUGAUCCGGGCCUAUCUCAAGAGUGACCUUGACGAGGACCAUCUUCACCGGCUGAAGCUACUGGAGAUACACUGCGUUGUAUCAGAAAUCCACUUGGAUUGUAUCCUUGUACCGUGCGACUUGUCUUAUGACCGGUACGAGGACACAUUUAAAGCUCUGCUUGACGACUGCACGGCGUGGUUGAAGCAGCAAGUACGGAAUGGCGUUCCUCGUCAUAUCACUCUUGGCGAGGGUAUACUGAUUCCACUGUCGGGUAUCGCUCGUCUGUGUCGAGUCCACGAUGUGCGUAUGGAGGCACUCUAUCUCAUACAAAGUGUCACCUGGCAAGAGGGUGCUUGGGAUCCUCAGUUUAUAGCACUAGGAGAGCUUGGUACCGUGGUGAUGGAGGAGCGGGGGAGAGAACAAAGUGGGUUUAUACCACCGUCUUCUAGAUGGCUUUGGGUAAGCAACAUGGAUGGAGAGAAUGAAGGUGGUGAUCCCCAUGGCCUCUAUGUUUCUAGGUUCCUGGAUGAGAAUGGACAGCCACUGCUACGAGUGAUACCAUAUGAUAACUCAUGGUGGGAUGAGGUAUGUGAUAUUUCUGAUUGCAAGAAGGACCAUGCGACGAGGUCGAGGGAGGUAUUUCAGCGUUUGGAAGGGGGUAGGUAG